UUAAAUGUCAACGAUUUUCAAUGAUCUUGUGAACUUAUGGAAAAGUCAAUCCUUUUCGUUGCAAUUUAAUUUAAGUUAUUUAAUUUUGUUUAAGUUGAUAUGAAGAAGGACAACCUUAGUACGGGUAGAAUAAGCGGUAGUAGGUUAGAAGACAUAGAUAGCGAGUGUGUGGACUCGAUAGAAAACGUUGAAGAUGUUUUGGUUCCGAUACGGGCAAAGAACAUCAACUUCAUCGGAACAUUCCGAUGCUCAAAGCGCUAACGUUUCAUCACACAGACAAACGUACCAUAAUGCACAGCUGAAAAGAGCCGUUGCUCUCAUCCAUGAGGAUAAGGAAUUCCUUAUUGCUGCAGAAAUUGGCAACUACUUAAUGCUUGAGAUCCUUAUCAGACAAGGUGUGGAUAUACAGCAGAUGGAUCAUCUGGGUCGGAAUGCUCUCCAUUUGGCGGUGUGCGCUGACAGCAUCGAAACAAUCAUGCUACUCCUUAAAGCUGGUGUCAAAACUAACGUUAAGGAUAACCUCGGUAUGACGCCAUUAUCCCUUUCUCUUAUGAGAAGGCCGUCUCUAGAAGUGGCACAUCUUCUCUUUAACUACGGUGCUAAAUUAAUACCUCGAUUAAAGCCAAUGGAUACGGGACUUUUCCUUCAAUUUGUCAUGAUGUGUACACCGACUGACGAAGAAGCGAAGAUACUUGCACUAUUGAUAGACAAAGGUGCGCUCAUUAACGACCCAGAAGCUCCAGGAGGCCGACAAGCCCUACACUUCGCAGCUAUGAGCGACAACUGUCCCCUCAUACAGAUUCUCAUAAACCUUGGAGCUGAUUUAUUUUUGAUAAACCAUCGGAAUCAAACACCUAUAGAUGUCGCAUUGUCUUUCAAGUGUAGAAAUGCUUAUACGUUUUUAAGCAAAUUUUAUUGACCUUUCCAAUGUUAUUGAAACCCUACCCUUAAAGUGUCUAUACUGUUUGUUAUUAUACUUACUAACUUUAUAUUUUUAAGAUUUGAAAAAAGUAUAACGGUUACUUCAUAGUUAUCA
Messenger RNA from Papilio polytes (common Mormon), 1036 nucleotides. Its product is annotated as potassium channel AKT3-like. The coding region runs from base 194 to 919 and encodes 241 amino acids. The record is from RefSeq and is a predicted model, not a curated record. Gene Ontology annotation, molecular function: protein binding. The transcript is spliced from 5 exons. NCBI's taxonomy places the organism in Eukaryota, Metazoa, Arthropoda, Insecta, Lepidoptera, Papilionidae.